Messenger RNA from Paramuricea clavata, 1745 nucleotides. The record is from the annotation of a GenBank genome assembly. NCBI's taxonomy places the organism in Eukaryota, Metazoa, Cnidaria, Anthozoa, Malacalcyonacea, Plexauridae.
AUGUUCAUUUUCUUUUGUCAAGAUCCACAGUUAAAUCCAAUCAUAGAGAGUCUUUUUAAAGAGCUUGCAUAUAAUGAAGCUUGCCUUCCGGUAAGAUUUGUCACUUAACGUAUAUACUGUAGUGUAUCUUGUAUGCUCAAUUUAAAUCUCGGGACGCAAUCCUCUUAUAAACUCGAAGUGAUCAAUAAGUUUCAUUUUGUUGCAAACAUACAGUAACACCAGUGUUGUAAAGGCCCAUUUACACGAUACGAUUAGUUGUAUACGAUUGUCAUUCUGACGAAUGAAAACGAGUGCUAAUGCCACGUUAUUGCUUAUUCGCUAAUGGCGAAAUUUGAAAUGUGACGUUUGUACGCGUGUUUAUUCGAUCACAUACGUCAGAGUAAGAAUAGUAUACAACUAAUCGUACCGUGUAAAUGGGCUUUACAUGUUGGGAGAAUUAAAUUUUGCAAGAUUAUUUAGGUGAAUUAAUUGACGAAUCACUGUUGAUCGAUUCGAAGCCACUACAUCAGCUCAUAUUUCAGGCAGGCCAUAUUUGAGAAAUGACAGGCGAAAACAAAUUUUACAUGUCAAGCCAAAAAUAAAAUGGCAGGCGGAAUUCUACAAACACAAAGACACAAUCGAUUUGCAGGUUGCCAUUUUCUUAUAGCGGUUUGCCGUAACGUCAAUCUUAAGGUUCAUAUACUGUAAGGCAGUUACAAUAUGGAGGGCAAAUACAUAAAUUAUUGAUAUGCAUGAAUACAAUUAACAUUUAAUCUUUAUGUUCAUACCUAAGUGAGACCGUUUUGGCAGUUCAAAAAUAGAAAUGGCAGACCAUAAUUUAUUUGACCAACAGCAACAACAACAACAACAACAACAACAACAACAAAAAUAGUCUAACAGGCCAUAUGUUUUUCCUAUUCCAAGCCCUGCACUAUACAGUAUAUACAAGGACAGCCUUUUUUGAAUUGGCUUUAUACAUAUCACCGUCAAUGAUUUAGUAUCGUUAUCUAGGAUACGUUUUCAGUGUGUUUUACUCUUCUCUCGCAGGUUCUUCAACAAAGAUUUCUACCAACAUUGGUCAGUUUACUGGAAGUCCCACAAGAGAAAGUUCCUUCCGGUAUAAGAGCAGUAAGUAACACAGUAUAAUCCUCGCAUAACCUUUAUUUCAUCAGCGAUGUAGAAGAUUGAGCUCAUGGGCACAAAGGAGAGAUAUACCUCAUCUGUGUCGUGGGGGAGGCUUGGCGGGGCUGAGUUUUAUGUUGAUUUGAGGGGCAAAGCUCCCAAUAUUUUUCAGAUUGCAUAAUCAUAACCUGGAAAAUUAUUUUUUCAAACGAUUUAUUAUUAGUUCAAACGAUACGGUAAUGCUUUCGGUAAUCUGUAACUGAUUACUAUGGUCCCACCAUUGGAUCAUUUAUGCGGCUGCAACAUAGCGUCCUAUUUUGGAAUCAUUUCAAGUUAAGUCCUUUCUUGAUUUAAAAAUUAAUUGAAGAAGUGCUAGAACCAGAAAUCAAUGUUGGAACAUCCCUCCAGCAAGCCCCCCUUGUUUAGAGCUUCCCUUGUUAGCAUAUUAGUUCUACGCCAUUGCUUCAUCAUUAUCACCAAUUGACUAUAUAUUUAUUCUGGGUUUGUUUUACCAGGUUGCGUUGGACAUUCUAUGUCAUAUGAUUCGCGGUAGCCCUCAGGUGUUGUCAGAUGCUCUUAUUAAUAAUGUAUUUCCGCCUUUGGUCGCUUUUAUUUUGGGUUCAGACGACAACGCUAUACUACAG